CACGUCAGUCUCUACCCAAAUCCACACAACCCAAAUUUCCCAAAACCAUGAAAAAAGCUUCCAAUUCGCAAAACUAACUCCACCCCAUCUCUCAAAAUUCAAUCUUUUUUCAAUCUCUGUCCAAAUCUUGAUUAUUAGAUUAGUACUGAUAAUGUCUGUUGCAGCAAUGGGCAUAGUUUCAGGAGGCAUUGGGUAUCUUUCACAGUUGUUUACAAGUGAUAUAGCUGCUUCUACUCAUCAGUUUUGUUGUUUUUCAGUGAAUUCAAGCCCAUUGCAUAUGAAUUUUUCUAGGAGUGGUUGUUUGGUGAAAAGGGGUUCUUUGUUAAGCCCUAGAGUUUCAGUUUCUACUACUGGUAAUGCUAAGAUUGAUGGAGUUGAUGAUCAGUUAUCUUUGUCACCUGAUGAGAUCAAACCAGCUCGGAAGUCUGCUGAUUGGAAAGCAGCAAGGACAUACAGUGAGAGGGGACUGAUAUUUGAGGGCAAGGUUGAAGGCUUCAAUGGUGGUGGUUUGCUGAUUCGAUUUUAUUCUCUCGUGGGUUUUCUGCCCUUCCCACAGAUGAGCCCUUAUCACUCUUGUAAAGAACCACAAAAGACUAUUCAAGAGAUUGCGAGGGACUUGACCGGUUCUGUCCUCUCUGUGAAGGUAAUCCAAGCUGAUGAGGACAGACGAAGAUUGAUAUUCUCUGAAAAGGAAGCUAGCUGGUUGAAGUUUUCUAAUAAAAUAAAUGUAGGUGAUACUUAUCAAGCAAAGGUCGGUUCAGUUGAGGAUUAUGGUGCUUUUGUUCAUCUACGCUUCCCAGAUGGAUCUUAUCAUCUCACUGGGCUUGUCCAUGUCUCAGAAGUGUCUUGGGAUUUAGUUCAUGAUGUCAGAGACAUCCUCACAGAAGGAGACGAUGUGAGGGUUAAAAUCAUAAAUAUUGACAGGGAAAAAUCUAGGAUUACCUUGUCAAUUAAACAAUUGGAGGAAGAUCCUCUGCUGGAAACUCUGGAUAAAGUAAUUCAUAAGGAUGCAUCCGUCCAUAAAAAUUCCUUGGAUUCGAAUGGCAGCUUGGUUAUUGAGCCUCUUCCCGGGCUUGAAACAAUAAUUGAGGAAUUAAUGCAAGAAGACGGCAUAUACGAUAUUCUAAUCAGUCGACAAGGAUUUGAGAAACGAGUUGUUUCACAGGACUUACAGCUUUGGUUGUCGAAUGCACCAGCUACUGGGGAUCAGUUUACUCUACUUGCUCGGGCUGGAAGACAGGUGCAAGAAAUACAACUGACAACAUCACUUGAUCAAGAAGGAAUAAAAAGGGCUCUGCAACGAGUCCUAGAACGUGUACCAUGAGUCAAAAUGCACGUACAACCCCAAUCUAAAGUUAACGGAGAAGUUCAGAUGGAUCGUUAUUUCAAGUUGUGCAGGCUUUGUACAGAACACUAAAACUACUUCAAAAAAUGUAUAAACAAACAUGUUUAGAAACACAUUUCUUCAGAUAUAGUUCCCAGAAGCUAAAACACAUAUGACUGCAACCCAGCAAAUCAUCUUAAUAGACAUGAUAACAUGAACUCAUGCAACUUCUUGGUA
Solanum lycopersicum (tomato) is the source of this 1561-nucleotide messenger RNA. RefSeq lists its product as uncharacterized. Gene Ontology annotation, molecular function: nucleic acid binding. NCBI's taxonomy places the organism in Eukaryota, Viridiplantae, Streptophyta, Magnoliopsida, Solanales, Solanaceae. The record is from RefSeq and is a predicted model, not a curated record.